Messenger RNA from Ciona intestinalis (vase tunicate), 1109 nucleotides. RefSeq names its product eukaryotic translation initiation factor 3 subunit J-A-like. Gene Ontology annotation, cellular component: cytoplasm; eukaryotic translation initiation factor 3 complex. Gene Ontology annotation, molecular function: translation initiation factor activity. The record is from RefSeq and is a predicted model, not a curated record. NCBI's taxonomy places the organism in Eukaryota, Metazoa, Chordata, Ascidiacea, Phlebobranchia, Cionidae.
AGACUAUAAAUAUACUUCGCUAGCUCAGCUUGUUAAGCCGUUACUGUUCCAUCUUCUGUAAAUCUAUCAGCAAUAUUGCCAUUCGUUUCAACAAGUCUUUGUAUAUUAGCAACUGAGAAGUGGUUUUAAUAUGGAUGAUUGGGAUAGUGAGAACUUUGAACCUGCAGACGUAAAGUUGAACAGCGAUAAAUGGGAGGGGGAAGAUGAAGAAGAUGUAUUGAAAGAUAAUUGGGAUGAUGAAGAAGAAGAAAAAGAAAAAGAAGAAGAGAAGCCGAAGGUGGAAGUGAAAAAAGGGGGAAAAAAAUAUCUCCAGAUGAAGUUGAAAGAAAAAGAAGAAGAGAAAAAAAGAGAAGCUGAAAGAAGAAGGCAGGAAGAGGAAGAGAAGACUCCAGAGGAGAAGAUGAGAGAUAAACUUCUCGCUCAGAAGUUGGCGGAGGAAUCUGACAUGGCGAUGACAAAAGAGUUGUUUACGAAAGAAGAAACGACGGAAACUUCGGUUUCAUUUGGGGAUUAUAACCCCAGGACGAAAGCAGAUUUUAUUGAAUUCGCCGAACUUAUAAAAACAAAGCUCACAUCCCUGGAGGAAUCUCCACAUUACGCAUUCUUGGUGGAAACCUUGGUUAAUUCCUGUACGGUUUGUUUAAACCAUGAAGAGAUUAAGAAAAUCUCCUCAUCUUUAAAUGCAUUGGCAUCAGAAAAGUUAAAACAAGAAAGAGCGAAAAAGGGAACCAAGAAAACUCAGAAAGCGAAACUUGGUGGAGGAAUGAAAAGCACAAGGAACGAUGCAAUGGAAGACUUUUCAUCUUAUAAUGACUUUGACGACUUUAUGUAAAAACAUAUUAACUUGUAUUUUGCUAUAUAGAGAAUACCAUCAUGACUUAGCACUCUAGUAGCUGCAGCACCAUAAAUAUUUGUACUAAGAUUUGUUCAAAUGCAUUUGUAUAUAGUAAAUUAUAUGGUUAACUUUGCCUCUGCAUGUUGGGUAUUACUGGGACUGUUUUUGUUGAGGUAUUUGCAAAGAUAUUGUUUAUGUAAUUUGUGGAAUUUUAAAUCGUUUUCCAAAGUUUCGGUGGCUAUGCUUUCGUCUCAGUGAUGUCUUUGAUUUACAG